CAGCCGCAACCUAACCCAACUAUUAAAAAAGUUUUUAACAAAUGCCGUCGUCGUUUGGAUUGUUUUUACACGUGGUGUAGUGUUCUCUUAAUUUUUUUAUUAAACAGUUUCUUAUAUAUAAAAAUGGUGAAAUUGUUUGCUCUUUUUGAGCAUGCUGCUGGCUAUGGAAUAUUCAAAGUUCAGGAGUUCGAAGAAAUUGGAAUUAUUUCACCUCAACUUGAAGCUUCAAUUAAUAACUUUCCCCAAUUUAACAGCAUUGUACAGCUUGUCAGUUUUUCGCCUUUUAAAACUGCAGUUGCAGCUUUGGACAAUAUUAAUGCAAUAUCCGAGGGCGUUUUACCAGAAGAUUUACAGAACUUUUUAGAUAUAACUGUUCCAAAAAAGAAAUCAGUUACUUUGGGUGUAAGCGAUCCAAAAUUAGGUGCUGCGAUCACUGAGGCGCUCGCUAUUCAAUGCAGUCAUGUAGGUGCGGUUCCUGAAAUUAUGCGAGGAAUUCGUCAUCACUUCCACAAUUUAAUAAACGGUUUUACACUAAAGAGUUCUGGAACUGCUCAGCUAGGUUUAGGACAUUCUUAUUCAAGAGCCAAAAUUAAGUUUAAUGUACAUAGGGCAGAUAACAUGAUUAUUCAAUCAAUAGCUUUGUUGGAUCAAUUGGACAAGGAUAUAAAUACAUUUUCUAUGAGGAUAAGAGAAUGGUAUUCUUAUCAUUUCCCUGAAUUGGUAAAAGUAGUUCCAGAAAAUUAUACAUAUGCUAAAUUAGUGAAACUGAUUAAAAAUCGGAAGGAUUUAACCGAAGAGUCUUUAGAUAGUUUGGAAGAAAUUACAAUGGACUCUGGCAAGGCUCAAGCAAUUUUAAGUGCUGCCAGAUCAAGUAUGGGAAUGGACAUCAAUCCAAUUGACUUACUCAAUAUUGAAAUGUUUGCGAGUAGGGUCAUAUCGUUGACGGAGUAUCGAAAACAGUUAUCUGAGUAUUUGAAAUCUAAAAUGUCAGAUGUGGCUCCAAAUCUGGGUCAACUUAUAGGAGAACAAGUAGGAGCUAGGUUAAUUGCCCAUGCUGGAUCAUUAACAAAUUUGGCGAAAUACCCUGCAUCGACAGUUCAGAUAUUAGGCGCCGAAAAAGCUUUAUUUAGAGCUUUAAAAACAAGAGGAAACACUCCCAAGUAUGGUUUAUUGUUCCAUACAACAUUUAUUGGAAGGGCCGGAACGAAAAAUAAAGGUCGGAUAUCCCGUUAUUUAGCAAAUAAAUGUUCAAUAGCGUCCAGAAUUGACUGCUUCACUGAAGUUCCUAGUCAAGUAUUUGGAGAAAAAUUGAGGCAACAGGUUGAAGAUCGUCUCAAAUUUUAUGAAACAGGCGAAGCUCCUAAGAAGAAUAUUGAUGUAAUGAAAGAAGCAAUUGAGGAAGUUCACCAGCUUAAUGCAGCGCAGAAGAAAAAGAAGAAGAAAAAGAAAACUGCUUCUGAAGCUUUAAGUAAUGGCGAUGAAACUAAUGCUAAUGGGUCUUUAAAUGCAGAUGAAGAUCAUGUACCCAAAAAGAAAAAGAAAAAGCGUAAUAUUGAAGAAUCUGUUGAUAAUGCAGAAAUAGAUACCUCAGUGUCAGAACCACCCAAAAAGAAGAAAAAGAAGAAUAAAUCAGAAUAAUGGAAUCCAACAGUUUGAGGUUAUAUUUUAGUGUAAGUGACUGCAUAUUUCUGUAUGCUAUUUUAUUGUAUGUGUAAAAGGGCAAAAUGUCUAAAUAUUAAAAUAUUGUUUUAUUUAACAAUGUUGACAUGAAAUAAAUAAAAAACAUAUAUUUUUAGUACUGGUUAUCAGAUUUUUUGUUAAAUAUACAAAUUAUUGCUAUUAUUAAAUAAAAAAAAAUGAUUAAUUGGUUAAACGUCUUGAUUUUAUAUAUGUAUUGUAUAUUAUUAGUUAAUACUUGUGUUGUACAAUAUAUAUUUAAUGUAACUUUGACAUUACUGAAUUUAAAUAAAAUUGUUUUUUUU
This is a messenger RNA of Sitophilus oryzae (rice weevil), 1982 nucleotides long. Its product is annotated as nucleolar protein 56. The coding region runs from base 124 to 1638 and encodes 504 amino acids. Lineage: Eukaryota; Metazoa; Arthropoda; Insecta; Coleoptera; Curculionidae. Gene Ontology annotation, cellular component: box C/D methylation guide snoRNP complex; small-subunit processome. Gene Ontology annotation, molecular function: snoRNA binding. The record is from RefSeq and is a predicted model, not a curated record. The transcript is spliced from 9 exons.